CUCUUUUAAGUUCUUCCACCUAGACACGUAAGCCUGCAUCUCCCUCUUUUUUUUUCUCUCUUCCCUCAACUCAGCAACAUGAAUACGGAUCCAGCUCAGCUCCAAUGCCCGCCUUGCCCCGAAGCGCCCGAUUCUAGGGACUCUUCUCCAGUGCCUGAGAUUGAUGGGCCUGAAGAAAAUUAUGCACCCUUGCAAAUGUCAUCUGCUGAGACCCCCCACACGGAGACCGUCUCUCCUCUUCCUUCCUGCAUGGAUCUACUUGUUCAGGACAGCCCCGAUUCUUCCACCAGCCCCAGAGUAAAAGUGCUGCCCACUUCUGCAGAGGAGAUCACCGCGAAGAAGGACGAUCCAGCUCAGGGCAAGAAACAGAAGAUCAGAACCGUCUUCUCUCAGACCCAGCUAUAUGUACUCAAUGAUAGAUUUCAGAGACAGAAAUACCUCAGUCUCCAGCAGAUGCAAGAACUUUCCAACAUUCUGAACCUUAGCUAUAAGCAGGUUAAGACCUGGUUCCAGAACCAGAGAAUGAAAUGUAAGAGGUGGCAAAAAAACAACUGGCCAAAGAAUAACAACACUGUGACUCAGAACAGCUCUGCAAAUCCAGAAUACCCAGGCUUCUAUUCCUAUCACCAGGGAUACCUGAUGAACACUUCCGGAAACCUUCCAAUAUGGGGCAACCAGACCUGGAACAGCCAGUCGUGGAGCAACCAGACCUGGAACAGUCAGUCGUGGAGCAACCAGACCUGGAACAGUCAGACCUGGUGCCCCCAAGCCUGGAAUGGCCAGGCCUGGAACAGUCAGCUGCACGACUGUGGAGAGGAAUCCCCGCAGCCCCAGAUACAGUUACAGCAAAACUCUGUCAGCGAUUUGCAGUCCCUCUUAGAAACGACUGGGGAAAGCCACAGUGUAAUACAGCAAACGGCUAAGUAUUUUAGUGCCCAGCAAAUAAUGGAUUUAUUCCCAAACUACCCUGAACAUACAGCCUGAAGUCGCGUGAUCAUGAGUGUAUUAAUCCAUCUCCAUUUGGGCAAUGGCUGUAUUACUUCUAGGAUUUGUCUGUAUCUCUGCCUUGAUAUUCUGUUUUUCAUUAUGUUUAUUCUGUCCAUCAAGGGGGAACGGCAGGAGUCUCAUCAAAGAGGAUUCCGUAGCUUUGGCUGCUUUGAACAACAUGCGGAAAUAUGUUUCUGGCUCUAGAUAACUAGAUACAAUACUAAUUUGUAUACCUUUAGGCUCCAGAAUUUAACCACAAGAAUAGGAAGUAAAAAUACAAAGAUGUGAUGAAGGAUUAUUUGUAUUUUCUGAGAUAGUGAGGCUUAACAACCUCAAUUGUUAACGGUGGAGGGUUAAGUUAUAAUGUGCGUCGUUGAUUUCCUCUGCCCCCUGUGCUGGUUUAACUACAACUCCUGACGUGUUCGUUAUUCCAGUAUUUGUAGAAAGCUGUUUUUAUAUUUUAAUGUGUCGUGAUGAUAGGACCAGUUUGGCUAGUGGUUUAUGAUAGAUUUAAGUACAAAUAAAUACCCACUUUAUCUUUUA
This is a messenger RNA of Panthera uncia (snow leopard), 1530 nucleotides long. RefSeq names its product Nanog homeobox (gene NANOG). Gene Ontology annotation, biological process: regulation of transcription by RNA polymerase II. Gene Ontology annotation, molecular function: DNA-binding transcription factor activity, RNA polymerase II-specific; RNA polymerase II cis-regulatory region sequence-specific DNA binding. The transcript has 4 exons. Lineage: Eukaryota; Metazoa; Chordata; Mammalia; Carnivora; Felidae. The record is from RefSeq and is a predicted model, not a curated record. Bases 79 to 984 code for a protein of 301 amino acids.